AUCUGCUACUUUUUCCUGGAAGUGGAAUGUUCCACCAAGGACCUUCACUCUGGUGUAUUUGGGGGCACAGUACAUGAGGGGAUGGCUGACCUUAUUGCACUCCUGAACACCCUGGUGGACAGUAAAGGGAAGAUCCUGAUUCCAGGGGUAUAUGACUCUGUUGCCAAACUGACAGAGGAGGAAAAAAAGCUGUAUGAACCCAUUGAUUUCGAGCCUGAGGAGUAUAAGAAGGAUGUAGGAGUGACAAGUUUGAUCCACAGUGAAAAGGAGGACAUUUUGAUGCAUCGUUGGAGAUACCCCUCACUCUCCAUACAUGGAAUUGAGGGAGCAUUCAGUGAACCAGGAGCAAAGACUGUGAUUCCUAAGAAAGUGAUUGGAAAAUUCUCCAUUCGUCUUGUACCCGAUCAACAUCCAGAUGAAAUAGAAAAACUCGUCAACACUCACAUUCAGAAGAAAUUCAGUGAGAGAAAUAGUCCAAACAAAAUCAAGAUUUCAAUGGGCCAUGGAGGAAAGCCAUGGGUCAGUGAUUUCAAUGAUCCUAACUACAUUGCUGGCAGGAAAGCAAUGAAAACAGUGUUUGGAGUUGAACCUGAUUUGACCAGGGAAGGAGGAAGUAUACCGGUGACCUUGACCUUUCAGGAGGCCACAGGAAAGAAUGUGAUGCUUCUACCAAUAGGGGCAUGUGAUGAUGGCGCCCACUCCCAGAAUGAGAAAAUAGACAGGUCAAACUAUAUCAAGGGGACAAAAGUUCUGGGAGCCUACAUGAUGGAAUUGGCUGCAUUAUAAGGAAGGAAAUCUUCACGCUGUUAAAGAUUGUGAUAUGUCAUUUCUCAUUUCAAGUAGUGUAGGAAAAUCAGAGAGUGCUUACAGUAUAACUAAAAAAAAUAUUAUGUGCA
This is a messenger RNA of Saccostrea cuccullata (small rock oyster), 896 nucleotides long. Its product is annotated as cytosolic non-specific dipeptidase-like. The coding region runs from base 82 to 786 and encodes 234 amino acids. The transcript is spliced from 7 exons. Gene Ontology annotation, molecular function: peptidase activity. Gene Ontology annotation, biological process: proteolysis. Lineage: Eukaryota; Metazoa; Mollusca; Bivalvia; Ostreida; Ostreidae. The record is from RefSeq and is a predicted model, not a curated record.